Molecule: messenger RNA, 7041 nt
Organism: Euleptes europaea (tarantolino)
Lineage: Eukaryota; Metazoa; Chordata; Lepidosauria; Squamata; Sphaerodactylidae
Gene: WNK2
Product: WNK lysine deficient protein kinase 2
Exons: 28
Coding region: 1-7041 (2346 amino acids)
Biological process (GO): monoatomic ion homeostasis; protein phosphorylation; negative regulation of sodium ion transport
Cellular component (GO): cytosol; cytoplasm
Molecular function (GO): chloride channel inhibitor activity; ATP binding; protein serine/threonine kinase activity
Source: RefSeq, a predicted model, not a curated record
AUGGACCGUGAUGAGCCCCUCGCAAGGAGGACCGCAUCGCCGGCGGCGGCACCACCACCAGCACCGUCUUCUCCAGGCUCGGCUGUCAUGGAAAGUGGGGGCAAUGCCAGACGGGCCCCUCCGCGGAGGGCGAGCGGAGGCGGCGAGGCUGCAGCUGCUGGGGCGGCUGCAGCGGCCCCUGUCGCUCCGGCUCCUGCGGCUGGGAAGGGCAUGAAUAUUGAUGGGCCGAGCGGCGGCGGCGGCGGCCGGGCGGACAAGGACCCUGCCGCGAUGCCGAAAGGAGGCAGAGCCGCGGCCCCGGCCCCUCUCCCCCGCCUGCCUUACGCCAAGGAUCCCAAACUGGUCCACCAGCGCUUCCUGCGGAGGAGCGUGGUCGACUCCGACCAGGAGGAGCCCACCUUCGAGCCCGCCGAGCCAGAACAGCAGCAGCAACAGCAGAAGAAGAUCCUCCUCCUCUCCAAAACCAGGAGGAUCAUCGCCGAGAGGGUCAAGGCCGGCCAGCCGGUAGUGGAAGAGAAGGGGCCGGGGAAAGAGGCCGUCCCGCAGGCCGAGGUCCCUGAAGCCCUCCCGGCCCGCGGCCCGGAGAAGGAGGACAGCAAGGAUGCGGAGAAGAAAGAGGUGCCGGAGCCCUCCAAAGAACAGAGCAAGUCUAAGAGAGAGGAGGCUGAGGAGGAAGAGGAGGAGGCCGACAUGAAAGCUGUGGCCACCUCCCCCGACGGCAGGUUUUUAAAGUUUGACAUAGAGCUUGGAAGAGGGUCUUUCAAAACAGUCUACAAAGGGUUAGACACGGAGACUUGGGUGGAAGUGGCUUGGUGUGAACUUCAGGAUAGAAAGCUGACAAAAGCAGAAAGGCAGAGGUUUAAAGAAGAAGCAGAGAUGUUGAAAGGUCUUCAGCACCCAAACAUAGUUAGGUUUUAUGACUUUUGGGAAUCAUGUUUAAAGGGAAAGAAAUGCAUUGUGCUGGUUACAGAAUUGAUGACCUCUGGAACUCUGAAAACUUAUUUGAAGAGAUUUAAAGUGAUGAAACCAAAAGUCCUUCGUAGCUGGUGCCGGCAAAUCCUGAAGGGUCUACUUUUUCUGCACACCAGAACUCCACCAAUCAUUCACAGAGACUUAAAAUGUGACAAUAUUUUUAUUACUGGACCAACUGGCUCUGUGAAGAUCGGUGACUUGGGUCUGGCAACUCUCAAAAGAGCUUCGUUUGCCAAAAGUGUAAUAGGUACUCCAGAAUUUAUGGCUCCAGAAAUGUAUGAAGAGCACUAUGAUGAAUCUGUGGAUGUAUAUGCUUUUGGAAUGUGUAUGUUGGAAAUGGCUACCUCAGAAUAUCCAUAUUCAGAAUGCCAGAAUGCUGCUCAAAUUUAUAGAAAAGUAACCUGUGGUGUCAAGCCAGCAAGUUUUGAUAAAGUUACUGAUCCUGAAAUUAAGGAGAUAAUUGGAGAGUGUAUUUGCAAAAACAAAGAAGAAAGAUAUGAAAUUAAAGAUUUACUAAGCCAUGCCUUUUUUGCUGAAGAUACUGGGGUAAGAGUGGAACUUGCAGAAGAAGACGAUGGUAGGAAAUCCUCUAUUGCCUUAAGACUCUGGGUAGAAGAUCCUAAGAAGCUGAAAGGAAAACCCAAAGAUAAUGGAGCCAUUGAGUUUACUUUUGAUCUGGAGAAGGAAACUCCUGAUGAUGUUGCACAAGAAAUGGUUGAUGCUGGAUUUUUUCAUGAGAGCGAUGUCAAAAUAGUUGCGAAGUCAAUACGUGAUAGAGUAGCAUUAAUACUGUGGAGACGAGAUAGGAUCUGGCCGAUAUUGCAAUCAGAGGAUCGUCGGGAUUCUGAGUGUUUAGAAAAACAGAAGGCCACACAAGCACAACAGGUUCAGGUUACGUACCUUUCACACACUGGUCAUCACAUCCUGUCAGAACCAGAAGAACCUGAAGCUGACCAGCACCUUUCUCAGCAAAAUCUACCCACAAGCGUUACUUCACUUGCAUCUGAUAGCACAUUUGACAGCGGUCAGGGAUCCACCGUGUAUUCAGACUCCCAGAGCAGCCAGCAAAGCGUAAUCUACUCAUCUAUGCCCGAUGCAAUACCUCCUGCUAUUCAGAGGGUUUACAGCCCACCUCUCAGUGAAAGCCAGGCAUUGCCGCCUGGUCUUCAGCAGCUGGGACCCUACCAGCAGCCUCCAGUACCUGGACUUCCAGUGGUUCAGGCUCCAUCUGCUGUUGUAUCUCAGCGACCACAACAUUAUCAAGAACCAGCAAUCCCAUUCCCUGCUGUCCAUUCCACCACAGUUGCCCCUGCACAGAUGAGACAACCUCAGCCUGUGUUAGCAAGCCAGCAGCAGACCAUCCCACCUCCAGCUCCUCUACAGCAGGUCCUAGCCAACCAGCCCAUUUGUGCAGUGCAGCAGCCUGCGCCUCAUCUGUUGCCUCAGUAUCAAACUCCGACUUCUCAGGUGGCCGCUACCAGUGCAUCACUUGCCCCUCUACAGAUCCCCCCUGUGCAGCCACUUCAGCAGGUCCAACCUGGCCAGAUUCCUCAGUUUCCUGUCAUUCCUGCAGUUACUCCUCUGGCAGGCGUUGACACCCACCCUCCAAACCUGUCUGAUAUUCCUGCUGCAAAUAUGCCCCCUGUGCCUGCUCCUUCUCAGUAUUUCCCUUCAACUGUGAUUUUACCUGGCCUCCCCAUGAACCCUUCUCUGCCGCUGGCGUCCAGUUCUCCUGCCCUCCCCAUGCAAGCAGUCAACCUCCCUUGUUCUACUGUGGCUUCCUUAGUCUUGCCCUGCCAAACAAUUGUGCCAAAUAUGCCAUCUGCUCCAAUACCAUUACUUGCUGUCGCUCCCCCAGGAGUGUCAGCUUUGCCAACACAUCAUGCGGUAGCCCAGCUAUCCCAACAGCAAAUAUACCAGGCUACUCUCCAGCAGAUAAUUCAGAACGAAGUUCUUCCUUCUCCCCAUCACACUCAGAACAUGCAAGCAGUUUCACAGCAACAGCAGCAGCAGCAGCUGCCUCCACUUCCUCAGUCACUUCAGCCAAGCAUAAUUCAUCCUUCAGAACAGACUAUGUCUGCAUCUGGGGCUGGUAAUCAGAUCAUUGGACACCUUCAAUAUGCUGUGGAUUCUGGAGCCCAGGUGCCUGCAUUGCCUCUGCAGCCUUCUGCAAUUAUGUCUCCACCUUUACAAUUACAGCCUGAAUCAUUGCCUCCCUGCAUUGGUCCAGAAGGUCUUGCACAAAACUUCCUUGCUACAGCUAAUGCAGCAAUGCCUAUAGAUCAUGGUCUGCCUCUCCAGUCUACUGGUUAUCUGCAAUCUCAGCCAGAUAAUAAUCAGCCACUGGCCCAGGGUCCAGCUCUAUGCCCAGUUAUACCAGAAUCUUCUCAAGAGGAGCAUGCAGUGCUGGAGAAGCAGCAAACACUACCCCAAAGCUGUGAAAGUUAUAUGAGUGCUGAUGUUGCUUCUGGUAAAGAGAUGAGUGACAGUUUUGAAGGAACAAGUGGAAGUGGAAAGCAAGAGGUCAAACCUUCAAAGAAACACAAGAAAUCAAUGCGUACUCGUUCACGGCAGGAGAAGACCAACAAGCCAAAACUGACAAUUUUAAAUGUAUGCAACACAGGGGAUAAGAUGGUGGAAUGUCAGCUUGAAACGCACAAUCACAAAAUGGUCACAUUUAAGUUUGAUUUAGAUGGUGAUGCUCCUGAAGAAAUUGCUACUUACAUGGUAGAAAAUGAGUUUAUAUUACCAACUGAGAAAGAAAUAUUUAUUGAGCAACUAAAAGAAAUCAUUGACAAAGCAGAAGAUAUGCUUAGUGAAGAUACAGAAGGAGAACGAAGCUCUGACCAGGGAACGAGCCCACAGCAAGAUGCAUUCAGGCUGGAAAUCAAUGAGGAAAAUCGGCAAUCCCAAGCAAGAAUGCCAGUGUAUCAACAGAAUGUUCUACAUACAGGAAAACGUUGGUUUAUUAUUUGCCCGGUUGUGGAAAAUCCUGCUGCUGAAAUACCGGAAAUCUCUCCGCCUGUUCCCCAAACUACAGAACAGGCUGAAGCUCCAGAACCAGAGCAGUUGGAUGAUCAGCAGCAAAGCUCUACAGUGACAGACAAACAGAACAAUAUAGCUCAUCACCAGCUUUGCAGUCAAAGGAGUGCCUAUGAAAGCCCCAGGGGAACACCGCCUCCUCCUCUGACACAAGUCUCUGCUGCUGUGUCAUCUUCCCUGUCACAGAGCCAGGCAGAAACAUCAGCAGCAUCUCUCCCGGCAACAGCUCCAUUUGCUCUAGAACAGGCUGCUGAAAAUAUAGGCCAAGCAGAAUGCCCUCCGCUACGGUCUGCUUUACGCAGUCAGCCUAGCAGUCCUUCCCACACCGCAACUUCAGCUGAGGAUCAUUUUGAUGUUCAGCUUCCUAUAAAUCCCCCCAUGCAGGCACUCCAGCGAAUAGAUGCAAAUACCAGUGUCCCUGAUGCAGAGGCUGAACGUUGCACUGCUGGCCUGCCAAAACUGAUUCAGCCCAUUCCUGCACAGGCAGCAGAAGUCUGCCCACUCUCUGUUGUCUCUGAUGCUACUAUUUUGGAACAACAGCCUCCGACACAAAUCCCCCAUUUGUCAGACGGCAGUCAGGCUAGUCUAAUUCAGCAUUCUUUCGGAGGCCAGAUGAUUCCUAUGUCGGCUGUUCCUGAGCCUCUGAUUGUAGCAGCGACACAGCUUUCAAGCCCUCCCCAUGGUUCAGUAGUGGCAUCCCAGCCGCACAUAAUGCCAACCCAAGCUCAGUCUGUUCCAUCCACUGGCCUUGCUGGCAAUGCACCCCAACCACCCUGUGCAGUGGAGUCAGAUGGUGAAGGACCACCUAGGGUUGAUUUUGCUGACAACACAAUAAAAAGUUUGGAUGAGAAACUUCGUAACCUUCUCUACCAAGAGUAUGUUCCAACAUCUUCUGCAUCAGCAGCAACGCCGGACAGCUUUGUCCCUUUGGACCAGGGGGAUGGUGAAUUUAAUCUGGCACCUUUGUCCACGCUUGUCCUGGAUUUGAAAGAACUAAGUUGUAAAGUCCCAAGCACUGGCACAGAUGUUAAUGCUGAGGACCAAUCUACACCCAGUGCAACUUCUGAAGGGAAAAAAUCAGAAGAUAUUUGCACCAGCAUCCAUCCUUCAGAAAAAAGUCAUGGGUCCACAAGCAGAGCAGGCCAAGCUGCAUACAUUACUUCAAAUUCUGUCGCCCUAACAACAGGACUCCCUCAGGUUACUCUUUCAUCACCAAAUCUAAAUGACCAGAAAGUAGCUUGUAAAAUGAAUGAGAAGGCGAAAGUGGUAACAUUACUUGAAGAGGAGAGAACUAAAUCUCAAAGAGAUAAUUCUGUAGACUCAAGCUUUCAUGGAAAUCAGGCUGAAAUACAUAACAGUACACCAGCAAAAACUAUUGGGAGAUUUUCAGUGAUCAGCACACAGGAUGAGUUGACUUUACCAUCCUUGCAUUUCUUGAGGUACUCUGCACCUCCAGAUGUUUAUCUGGAUGAUCAGCCUUCUAGUCCUGAUACAAAGACAUCUUUUCGGCGAUUGCAGACAGCAUCCUCUAUUGAUGUCCUUUGUGGUCAUGAUUCUAGUGAUACUGGAGAUGAGUCUCUUCAGAGAAAACCAGCUGCUCCUCCACAGUCACCUCAGAGCAGUAGUGCAGGAAAUGACUAUAUGAAAAAGGCUUCAUCUUUACUGCAAAAGUCUGGAAAGUCAAGUUCACAAGGCCUUGAUUCCCCUAAUGGCCAUGGAACAAAAAUCCCAACUAUCAACAUAACUUCUUUCCACUCACAGUCAUCAUAUGUAAGCAGUGACAAUGACUCAGAGUUUGAAGACGCGGACAUGAAGAAAGAAUUACAGAACCUCCGAGAAAAACAUUUGAAAGAAAUUGCUGAGCUGCAAACUCAACAAAAGAGAGAAAUAGAAGCCCUGUACAUGCGUCUGGGAAAACCCCUGCCACCUAAUGUGGGAUUCCUUCAUUCUGCUCCACCAAGUGGCCGUCGAAGAAGAACCAGCAAGAAUAAAUUAAAAACUGGAAAAUUAUUAAACCCUGUACUUCAACAGCUCAAAACGACAACAUCUCAUACAAGCAAUGUAUCAGACUGCAAAGACACACUGGCUAAAGAAAAUGCUAACGCUCAGACUGGUUCUACUGAAGCAACUGCACUAACGUCAUCCACAUCAGCCAUACUUGGAAAGUCAGUUCAGACACAGCAGCCCUGCUCUGUCAAGGCCUCGUUGUCCACUGACAUCUGUUCUGGAUUAGCCACUGAAGGAGGUGAUGUCCAUGGAAAUUCUGGCCAAGGCUGGACGGUUUUCCACCAAACGUCUGAGAGAGUGACCUAUAAAUCUAGUAGCAAACCUCGUACCAGAUUCCUCAGUGGACCUGUGUCUUUGUCCAUCUGGUCCACCCUGAAACGACUAUGUCUAGGCAAAGAUCACAGUAGUAGAUCCUCAACAAACAGUCUGGUAGCAUGUCCAGACCCUCUACCGCAAACAACACUACAGGUACAGGUACAAGCAAACAAUAGUAACAACAAGAAAGGAACUUUCACGGAUGAUCUCCACAAGCUGGUGGAUCAAUGGACAAGCAAAACAGUGGGAGUUGUACAAGCUAAACCAUCCUUAAAUCAACUGAAGCAGAACCAAAAACGGCAAGACAUGGAGCCUAAAGCUAAUCCGACGCAGACACAGAAUGAGAUGUGUGGAGUUAAUUCAGUCAGAACAGGAAUGGGGGACAAGUGCUUUGUUCCAGUGUCUUGCCCAGUGCCAGCUGCAUUAACUCCUGGAGUUCCACCAUCUAUACCAGUGCCUAUGCCAGGUACUACCCUUUCUGGCACAGUAAAACCUUUUGUGAUGCCUCUUUGUCAAUUUGGAGGACUUUUUCCUACACCGGUUUUUGGAGUGCAUGGGUCAGGCCUGACAGCACAGCCGGGAAUUGUGGGAGGCCAGAGCACGGCCUGCUGUCCAGCUCCUGAAAAAACUGGCUUGCCUCUGUUGCCAGGGCCAGGGCAGCAACCUGUUGUCAGCCCACCAGGCCCUCACUUGAGAAUAACCUAG